Plutella xylostella (diamondback moth) is the source of this 2535-nucleotide messenger RNA. NCBI's taxonomy places the organism in Eukaryota, Metazoa, Arthropoda, Insecta, Lepidoptera, Plutellidae. The record is from RefSeq and is a predicted model, not a curated record.
AGCAACUCUACCAGUACUUUAGGUAUUGGAUGGAUUCCUCCAUCUGAUAUGCUACAUUUCCAAAUUGAGUACACGCCUAGCAAAAUUUUAACUAAAAGGUCGAUUUUGUCCUCUACAUUUAAAAUUUUUGACCCACUUGGUCUUUUGUCCCUGUGUACAAUCAAACCCAAAAUUAUUUUACAGGUUCUAUGGACUCUCAAAGUUGACUGGGAUGAGCCCGUCCCUACAGAAAUCCAUAAUUCCUGGUCAAAUUUCACCAAAAACUUAGACUCACUGUCUAACCUUCACAGACCUCGGCGAGUUUUAAUAGAUAAUGCUGUAUCUAUUGAAAUGCACUGUUUCUGCGAUGCCUCACAACGCGCCUAUGGAACGUGCAUUUAUCUGAGGUCCACUAAUUCCAACGGUGAUGUCAACGUCAGUCUGUUGACAGCUAAAUCUCGUGUCGCUCCUAUCCAGCUGAUGACUAUUCCUCGCCUUGAACUUAGCGCUGCUUUGCUUGGAGCUGAAUUAAGCUCAGCAGUGUCACAGGCUCUUCAUCGCAAUAUCGAUCGUCACGUCUAUUGGACAGAUUCAAGUGUCGUACUAGGUUGGUUGAAAUCUAACAAAAAGGCUAAAACAUUUGUUGCCAACAGAGUAUGUGCAAUCCUAGAGCUCACCGAUGCUUCAUCCUGGCGCCAUGUACCUACUUCAGAAAAUCCUGCAGAUCUUGUUUCCCGUGGAGUAGAUCCCCAACAUGUAGGUGGCUCAACUAUUUGGUGGCAUGGACCUGCGUUCCUGAAGGAGUCGGAGUCUUCAUGGCCAUCCUCUGAGUUUUCAGAAGUAAUCAAUUUGCCAGAGUUGAAAGCUAAUCCCGCUUUCGUGGCGGAGGCUGCAUCGUCUUCGAGCGAUGACAAAAUUAUAACUUUUACAAAUUAUUCAAAGCUCGUGCGUCUUCAACGAAUAUUUGCUCAUGUUUUAAGAUUUAUUGAUUCUGUUAAAGAUCCUAAAUCGCAAAGAAAAGGUCCCCUACAAUCAAACGAAUUAGAAAACUCCCUAAGGACCUUAAUAAAAAUGGCUCAGCUAGAGUCCUUCUCAAAUGAGUUAUCCCUAUUAAAGAAAGAUAAACCUGUCCCUCAAGCUAAUGUCGCAUCCCUUAACCCAUUUAUCGACAGCGAAGGUGUUAUGCGAGUUGGGGGUCGUAUAAGCUCAUCUAAUUAUCCCUAUGACAAAAAACACCCCAUUCUUUUAAAGUCAGAUCACCAUCUAACAAAACUGUUAUUCGAGUUAGAGCACGAACAACUAAUGCACGCUGGACCUCAACAUCUCCUCGCCUCUAUGAGAGAGCGCUAUUGGCCAAUCGGAGGUAGAGCACUAGCACGACGCGUCACUCGUCAUUGUUUCGUGUGUCGUCGAUUCAAGGGUCAGACUUUAAACAAUAUCAUGGGGAAUCUGCCCUCUGACAGAGUGGAACCUGACUUUCCUUUCCACACUGUAGGCACUGAUUUUGCUGGACCAUUUCUAAUAACUGAUCGCAAGGGACGAGGCUGCAAAAUAACGAAAUGCUACCUAUGCAUUUUUGUAUGCUUCCGUUACAAAUGUGUCCACCUAGAAGCCGUAAGUGACCUAACAAAGGAUUCAUUUAUUCUCACUCUCUCUAGGUUUAUAAGUCGUAGAGGCAAGCCAAAAACAAUAUGCUGUGACAACGGCCGAAACUUUGUUGCUGCAGCUAAGGAGAUCAACAGUUUUCUAACGUCACAAGCUGACUCUAUAGUUGACUUUGCAGCUCGUCGGGGCAUUGAAUUUCGAUUCUCACCUGCGUACGCUCCUCACUUCGGCGGUCUCUGGGAGGCCGGUGUAAAGUCAGCCAAAUUCCACAUGCAUAGAGUAUUAAAAGACACUCAUUUAACUUUCGAGGAACUGGCGUCUCUAUUUGCUCAAAUCGAAGCUAUCCUAAAUAGCCGUCCCCUAUGUCCAAUCAGUCCCUCACCAAAUGAUCUUUCUCCCCUUACCCCGGGCCACUUUUUGAUAGGCAGGCCACUAACGGCCUCACCAUCUCCGUGUCUACUGGAAGCUAAUCCGAAUCGCCUCGAUCGUUUCCAGCGCCUCGAGCAGUACCGGCAACACUUCUGGAAGCGGUGGUCGAGCGAGUACGUCGCCGAACUCCAGCAGCGCACGAAGUGGAAGACGAGAGCCACGGACCUGCUCCUAGAUGACCUGGUCCUCAUCAAAGAAGACGCUGCUCCCCCCCUGUGCUGGCGGCUCGGCAGAGUCGACAAGCUGUACCCGGGCUCCGACGGCGUGCCUCGCGUCGCCGACGUGCGCACUACCCACGGCACAGUGCGGAGAGCGCUAAAUCGUCUCUGCAUCCUACCUACUCCUCAAGCCAAUGAAUCUUGAAAGCCGAAGCUUUCAAGGGCCGGGAAGAUGUCUACGCCGGUCUUUUAGUUUAACUUAAAUUCAGAAAUUUAAUAAUGUGUGCGUCUUGCAUUAUAUAAAGUAAAUAAUAAAUAUAAAUAAUUAAUAAAACUAGAAUUGUAUAAAUAAAUAAUUUAAAGU